AUGGAUCGGAGUUAUUCACCAUUACGACGUUCUGGAUCGCCUCGACGUCAUAGGAGCCGUAGCUCAAGUCGACGUCGACGUUCUCGAUCUCUGUCAAAGUCACGUCGUCGGCACCGCAGUAAAUCCAAAGAUCGACGCUCGAGCUCUAAAUCGCGUUUGUGUUAUCACGAACAUUAUUAUAAAGGAAAUUUUCAGGAACGGCGUGAUAAAGAUAAGGAAAAGGAGAAGAAAGAACGGAAACGAAGUAAAAGUCGUACACCGCAUAAGAAGGAUGACAAACGUGAACGUGAUAAAGACAAGGACAAAAAGAAAGAUAAGGAGCGAGAAAGUAGUGGUCGAAAAGAUCGAGAAAAGAGUCGAAAUGAAAAAAAUGAUAAAAGGGAUGAGAAAGAUCAUGAUCGAGGAAGGAAAAGUUCUCGUAAGGAUAAGGAUAGGGAAAAAAGCAGCAGGAGAAGCGGUAACAAAAGUUCGAUUAAAUCUGAAGUGAAGCUGCAAAUAGAACAUGGUGAAAGUAUGGAUGUUGAUUUAUCAGAUCAGCCCAUAGCAUCAGACGAAACAGCCAUGAGAGAAAGGUUAAUGGAAAAAGUUUUAGCUCGAAAUAAUGGGUCAAGAAAGUUAUUAAUGUAUUUUAGAGAUGAGAACGAAUCAAAGCAAAGCAGUGGGAACAGUGAUGGAGACUCCCCGCAGAAAAAGAGAUCUCGGAAGCAUUCUAGAUCGUCCUUUUCAUCUUAUUCAGACUGA
Molecule: messenger RNA, 741 nt
Organism: Thelazia callipaeda (thelaziosis nematode)
Lineage: Eukaryota; Metazoa; Nematoda; Chromadorea; Rhabditida; Thelaziidae
Source: the annotation of a GenBank genome assembly